AUGUCUUUCAAAGAGUUCCCAUUCCUAGACUCGGAAGAGUUCGCCGAGGUUUGUCAUCACUUUGACAGUCAAUAUUGCCGCGCAACCUUGGGUCCCCUCCGCCAGCGCUGGAAGUUGAGGCUUUGUACAGCAUUAGACACGUCUUUCGCUACUGGUGUUGAAUACACAACGUACUUGCAAGUUACACGACCACUUGAAGCCACAUUGGACUAUGGUGACCUCUCGUCGUGCCUGGACAAAUUUACGUUUCGAGAAGGAGAAGAUAUUGGAUUGGAUGAUGAGGCUAUGGUAGAUGCCGAGGAAUCUGACGAGGCUGCUCUGUCCAAACCACGCGUCCCUGAUGCUGGGCACGUCGUCUAUGAGGUACAUUUGCAUCCAACUUAUCGGAUGCCAUGCCUCUGGUUUACAUUGCACGGGUUGCCAUCGGACGAGCCAGCUUUCAACCUUGAUACCGUCUUUCGAAGGCUCGUUCCCGAUCAGUUUAAAGACGCGCUUCGUAAAACGGGCGGGAUCGGGGGUAUCUCAGGCGACCACCACCCCGUCACGGGACUUCCCUCUUUUUUUAUCCACCCAUGCCUUCUCGGGGAUGCCAUGUCGGGGUUUGAUUGUUCCAAGGAACAGUAUAUGAUGCUUUGGUUGGGCUUGGUGGGUGGGUGUGUAGGGCUUUGGGUGCCCAAAGAGAUGGCUAUCGAUAUGUCUGGCUGA
Molecule: messenger RNA, 705 nt
Organism: Colletotrichum truncatum
Lineage: Eukaryota; Fungi; Ascomycota; Sordariomycetes; Glomerellales; Glomerellaceae
Product: autophagy-related protein
Biological process (GO): macroautophagy; protein modification by small protein conjugation; protein lipidation
Cellular component (GO): intracellular anatomical structure
Molecular function (GO): Atg12 transferase activity
Source: RefSeq, a predicted model, not a curated record